This is a messenger RNA of Anopheles funestus (African malaria mosquito), 7428 nucleotides long. It is a transcript of the gene Hyccin, whose product is annotated as hyccin. The record is from RefSeq and is a predicted model, not a curated record. Gene Ontology annotation, cellular component: plasma membrane. Gene Ontology annotation, biological process: protein localization to plasma membrane; phosphatidylinositol phosphate biosynthetic process. The transcript has 8 exons. NCBI's taxonomy places the organism in Eukaryota, Metazoa, Arthropoda, Insecta, Diptera, Culicidae. Bases 742 to 3300 code for a protein of 852 amino acids.
GAAACUGUCAUUCCUUGGGUCCAGCGGCAGCGAAGAUCCGCGCACAGUGUGCAUUGAAGAAAAAUGCACCAAAAACUGACGGAAAAGCAAGGAAACAAGCAAGAGGUUCGAUUUUUCGCCAAUAAUCCUAUUCUCUCUGCGCGGCGGUGUGUGGUCUUAUCGUAGCUGGCGGUUUGCCCCCGCGUUUUCCCGUUCCAGUGUUUUUUACGGGUUCCGCGUAUCGUGGCCACAGUUCGGGAAGUGCAAAUUUCCAAAAUACCAUUCCAUCGGUACCGUCGUCCCGUCGUCUUGUGAUUUGGUGCCUCUGGCUCUGACCCCGAAGGAGGAGUUUUUCGAAGUGCAACUAUUAUUCAACGUAUGACUUGCCGCAUUGCAAUACGUAUUACUAACUAAGCCGCAGUAGGAACGAUUAAAAGUGACCAUUUCAAAAACUGUGAUCGAACAAAAUAGCUCCAAUAGCUUGGUUAUCGUUUGCUGGAAGCUUUCCACACGUGGCAGUGGCGUCGAUACGGUUUGACGUACGGAUUGCCUCCGGAUGUGCCGCAACAGGAGAAGAACGUAGCACGUGAGCCGCCAGCGAAGAUUUCGCAGGGAAGAACGGGCAUCGAAGGAAGGAAGGAGGGCCGUCUUCCUGCCAGACGGGAUAGGAACAGACGGGUAACCGGUGGUGUGCUCCUUCUCUCGGUUUGGCAAAACGUCAGUCGCGUGCGGUGGUUACGGACGUUCGCGUAGAGGAAAGCAAUGGCGGAAGCGAUCAUUGCCGACUGGAUCUCCGACUAUAGUGCCCUCCAGGAAUCGGAACUGCGCACGUUUGCCGCCCAGCACGAGAAUGAUUUCGAGAUUUCCAAGGCUCUGUACACCAUCCUGAAUGAGCGGAUGAAAUAUAAGGAUUUAAUCCAUCCCAUUUGCAAUCAGCUGUGCAAUUUCUACCGGUCGAAUGAGGUCGAACUGCGCCGCUUUACGUUGCAGUUUGUACCGAUGUUGAUCUAUCUGUAUUUAAACUCGGUGGCACUCGGCGACAAAAAAGGUUGCCGUUCGAUCGAAACGCUACUGAUCUGCAUUUACAACAUUGAGGUUAGCUCAGAUGAUGGCAGUCCAAAGGUGGUUUCCUUUCGAAUGCCCGUCCUGGCGCAGGCAUCCGUCUACCAUGAGGAAAAAAGUCUACAACCAAGUGAUUUACGAAGGUGGGAGGAGAAUAGCAAUAAGGAUAUUAAUUGGGGACCGCUACCGUCGAUCGAAUCGAUCAACGCGCAGAACCGGCUUAAGGUGAUGACGGCGCUGCUGUUCACGUACAACCAGCAGCUGAAUCAGAUCCACAAACCUGCCCUGUAUCAUCUGUGCAAAACGACCUCGCUGCUGGUAAACCAGGGCUUUCCGAAGGUACCGGGCGGCCACAUGCACCGUUCGUCGUACGGUAACGAUCCGAUCUCACCGCAGCAACCGAUGGCGAUGGCUGCCCCAUCACAUGUCGUUAGACCGCCGCCACGGAUCGCCGUGAACGCCCAGUUCCUGGUGGAGCUGGCGCAUGCCAACUACUUCGCCAUGUUUAACGAGUUUGCGUCGGCAGCGAUCGAAGCGGUGACGGAUUUGCACAGUCGCGCGUGCUACGAAAUGCUUCCCGAGGUGAUACUGGUGACGAAUGCGAUACGCAACUCGUUACAUGCCAAUCCUUCCGGUCAACCCAGUGACGGUCCGAUGGGUAUUAGUGUUGCGCUGACGCCUGCUACAACGACGGUGACGGUGUCAAAGUCGAUGAUAACGAACGCCUCCUUCCGCACGAAGAAGCUACCAGACGAUCUGGAGGUUGAGUUUGUGAAUGCACUACAGUCGACGCAGCAGGAAAUGAUGAGCAAGUUGGCGAUGAUUGAUGCGGACGUAGGAAAUGGCCUUACGAGUGGAUUUGGCGUACAGACUGCAACUACCGGAGGAUCGGUUGCUGUCGGCAGCAGCGGCAACACAAGCGUUACGGUGGGCGCACUGAACAAUGGUCAAGAUCUAACCGGUGACACAGAUACAAACAGUCCCCGUAGCGAGCCGAAAAAGAAAGAAUCUUCACGAAAGUGGAAAAAUUGGGGCUGGAAGUCGAACACUGCUACGGCGCCAAACGCUAAUGGAACUGGAGCCGCAGGUCCGAAGCAGGCCAGCAUCGAGGAGGAAGCAGACUCCCCGAAACGAUCCGCUGGCUCAACGCGUCAUUCUAGUCCGGCCGAUUCACCCAAGCACAAGCUGCUGUUGGGUACGGGCAAGGUGGAGGACGUAAAUUCCUGUAGCAGUAUCUCACCGGCUUCGCUAAGACGCAAGAAGUUCCUAUCGAGCAAGAAUCAGUCACCGAUAAAUCGAUCAGAGGCACGUGCUAGUGCCGGUGCGCGGUUGUAUGAGGAGCUGGACAGCAGCCUGCAGGACUCGGACUCCGAUGAGCUGGCAGCAUUGAUAGUGAAUGGGCGGCCGGCAACGAUCCAUCUCAUACAAACGUCCACUAUUCCAGACGAUAUACCAAUACAGGGCCCAACGAAGGAAGAGAACGGUGGCCCACACCAUCUGACCAGCAUCAACGAAGAGGGUGAGAGUGGGCUGCCAUCGGCGGACGGUAGUACGAAAGGUGGCAGCGGAACGACGGCUGGCGGCAUUUCGGCAUCGGGUACACCGGGCAAACCGAAGGAUUCCAAAACGCAUAAGGUGCUGGGUGGUUUCAAGAAGCUGAAACCGGAAAAGGAUAAGGAUAAGGAUAAAGAUAAGGAUAAGGAGAAGGAUAAAGAUAAGGACAAGGAUAGGGAUAAGGAGGGAAGCGGCACGACGCCGGUUGUGCUGGUUUCGACCGGUUCCGGCGGUGGUGUAACGCUUCCGGUGAACAGCAGCAGUGCAGCGGCGGCAACAGCAGCAGGCAUCACCGUCGGCGGCACAUCGCUCGUUGAGGAAGCGAAGGCACUAAUGUCAUCGGUGAAGAAGAUUAACUCGAAGGAGAAAUUAAGUGCUUCCGGUGUCGGUGGUGGCCAACCGGCGACCGUCGUUGUGCUCUCGAAUGGAAGCAUCCUGAUGGGAUCCGGUCCACCGUGCAACAACACGACCAACGGGGACAGCUCGGACGGUGGGGUCGUAACGCUGACGGGGGCGGGCACGGCCAACGGUGGACUCGGCAAGCAGUCGCUCGACAUUGGCGAAUCGUUCGAUUCUGGCAGCGAACUGCUGCAGCAGCACGGCUCAACCACCAUCAACAGCGCGAACAGUAAUGGAGGCAACACGAUAAAAACCACCGUACUGGAUAUGAAGAACCACGGCAGUAUACAAGUUAGUCAAGUCUAGAUUGUCCAUUCGUUACGCUAGGAGUAUAUUUGUAUGGGUCGGGGCAGUGUGUUUGUGUGUAUAUGUGCGUAUAAUUUAGUUCCUCUCCUCCGUUUUUCGAUUGUCCUUUAUCCGCGAGUCGCGAAGGGAGGUUAUACAGUAUUGCAGAGGCCUUGUUGUAGAGCCUUCUUUAAGUUGUGUAUCAAAUUUAAAACUCCCCCAAAAUGCUUACAUGCAGACAUGCAACUUUUCCGUAUACUCGCUCGUAAACGUCCUGUAGCACACUGAAUGAUUGAUAAUAAUUUCGGGUUGGUUUUAUAGAUAGUAUUUUCGGUGCGUUUUUGUUACAAUACCAAAUAAGGACAUUCACGGCAAAACGUUCGGAGUGAAAGCCGCAUGUCCAUAAUGUUAAUUUGUGUGUUACAAUUGAAUUGUUUUUUUUUUCGUUUUUAUAUAUUUUCAUUUCAACCAUAAUAAUACGUUAAUCAUAAACUUAUUCAUGUGAUAGUUCAUUUUCUGUUGUAGCUUUAUUAUGUCAAUCGUUUCCACGGUCGCCUAAUUGUUGUAUCCAGUUAAAACUGUUUUGUAAAACGGUGGUGCCUACGCAUCUCCCGAUUGUUUUUAAAUAGUAUCUUCCGAAGGCGAUUUGCAUUCCAAUGCACUAGCCUGUUUUGUCCAUUCCCGGAGCGCUAGUCCGUGCGUAAAGGCUAAGUUGGGAGGUGGAAAACAGGCGCUAAAACAACGGUUGCGAUAAAUGUGUUUUAUUUUUUCCUGUUUUUUUGCCACUUUCCCCACCGGUGAUUGUACAACGUCGUGUUAUUGUAUAUUCCAUUUGUUCACGUUCAAGCCUCGUCAUUACCGAAUCAUCUAUUUUCGACGAGUGCUUGCUGUUACCUUCUCUUCACCCUACAAUACCGUUGAGUGAGUGCAUGGCGCUAAAUGCGGGGUAAACAUAACUCCCACGAAAAAAAAACAACCUUAAAACGACUGUUCCGAAUCAUAUCCUUCGGUACCGUUUGUCUGUUGAUAUGCUCUGGUAAUGGAUAUACUUGAGGUAAUGAUGAAGAUGAAAAAAACAUCUCAUUCUUCCCAUACUAACGGCCUACCGACGAACACAUGCUCUUGCGUUUGAAGAAUUCGUUAGCAAAUUUAGGUAUAAAUGAAUAAGUUUAGAGUAAGCAUCAUUUGAUUAGCAUCCUUUACUGAUUCAUUCAUUGUGGCAACUCAUUGCAAGUGCUCCUUUUUCGUUCGCUUGAGUUGUUAAAUACGCUAAAUAUGGUGUAAAACUUGUAUCUGCUUGUAAAAGUUGAUUUAUCUAACUUUUGAGUACUUUCCAGUAAAUCUUGCUAAUGUUUGUUUCGAUGUGUUUAUGUUGGGAUUUUACCCAAAAAAAUGCAGAAUAUAUGUUUUCUUAAUUCUUUGUUUAUUUGAAUGCAAAUCGGGAUCCGCUUCUACAUCGGGCAACAGCUGUGGAGAAUCUAGACGAUCAUUAAAAUACAAAAAAACAAACAUCAUUAGCAACUUCCGUUUGACGGGUCACUCACAUUCACAGGCAUGUUUGUCCACAAAUCACAAUCGAGCAUUGAUCCGUGGGCGAUUUUACGUUAUUAUGUUUGUAUUGUUUUUUUUCUACUUGCGUGUAGGCGUUGCACACGCUAAUCGAAGGUGUCACAGCGUUGCGUUAUUGCAGUUUGAAUCAAAACAGUUUUAUUUCAAUUAGGCGAAGAAGUCUGCACACGAUCGGAGGCGAAAGAGAGAGAAGAACAGGGUGUGUUGUUUCUAAAUACACAGCCAUUAAUUUGCGGUUGAUUUGAAUCCUGUUAUCGACAGCAGCCGUCAGAAGUAAGAAAUCCCUUCUUAAUUCUUCCAUAUGCAUGUGCCAACAAAUGAUCAUGUGGUUGUAUAUGUGUGUUUGUGUGAAAGAAAAAAUAUGUUUCUUUGAUAUUUUGAGAGUACUCUUCCGCAUUACGCUAUUUCACCGAAGAAGAAAAAAAACCCCCAUUCGACCCAUUUUCUUUCCCCGUUAUCCCUCUGGACUGAGUUUUCCCUUUGUAAUUUGAUAAAUGGGAAUACGAACAAAACUGGAAUCUUCGGGAUUAUUUUCUCUAUUAUUUAUUCGAAGCAAAGUUAAUGCAAUGAGGAAGUCGUAUUUGCUAAUCCGAAACGAAAUGAGGUCGUAGGUUUUUUCCCCCCUUUUUCUGUAUAACAUGAAAAUGAGAAUACACCGAAUACGUAUCUCUCAUAUAACAUAACAACGUGAAUAUAUUGAAGCAAUACUAAUACACAAAUACAGAAACAUAGACGAAUUCACCUCUAGCACAGUCUAUUUUAGCGGUAUGUAAUGGAAUAGUUAACUUGAAGUACUUUCCCCGAAAGUAUCAAACGCGGAUUUAACCGUGUAUCAAUUACUGGUUCCAUCAAAAGGGUCCUUUACAAAACUGUUGUUAUUUAUCUCCCAUUGUUGUUACAUCUUCUUGGAAGAAAGCUCUUAUCUACCCCCUUGUUCACCCCUUUUAUCAUUCGAAUUCUCAUGCCAGUGCAGCAACACACAACAGGAAAGCAAUAGUUAAAGCAACCAAACAAAACGAACGCUUAGGGUAGGGAAGUUCUGUCGCAUCACAAUGCAAUUUAUCGGUGGAUUGUUGACAUGUUAGGGAAAACAAACGGGCUCACUGUGCAUCUAAAUUAUGCUGAUACGUAUCCUUAUGAUCAGGGAGAGGUUUAGAUUUUAUUUUGUCAUUUCGUUUGCCGAAUCAGAAACCACUAACAGCAACACCAGGUCUCAUCUUCAAGGAUCCAUCAGCAUUAGCUAGGAACUAGGUACGCAACAAAGGCGCUAGAAAAAGAAGCAAAGACUUAUGACGCAGGAAUUAUGGAUCGAACUUGUUGUAAAUGAUAUUAUCUAACUAGUAGGAACAUGGCAUAAACACCUUCAGUUCAGAACGAAAGCUUAUGAAGCACGCACGCGGCAAGCCGAUCAUAUAUGUAGUAAUACCCCCCCCUGUUAUGUAUACAUAUCAUUUCACGCACUCUCUAAUCAUUUUCCAAAAAACAAGGUUCGGAAUUAUGUUAUAUUUCCAGCAUGAAGGAUGAGAUCUUUCGCCUGUUGUUACCAUGUGCAUCAUACAAUUGUUUGCAAGUGGUAUUGUAAAAAACCACCCUCUAGAUACGUGUAAACCGAGGUCUUUGUCUACGGUAGAGAAAUAACACACACAAAAGACUUUUGUCGGUAGACUCUUCAAAUCGACGAAUCUGUACUAAAUAUGCACGGAGGAAAGAGAAGAAGUCCCAGAAGAGACGCUAUAUACAAAACCUAUUAUACACAGAGACUCGUUAACGUCAAAACGUUUAGAUUUCAUCGGUCGGUGUACAUACUUAGUAGCAAGAGAAUUCAGAAUUCAGGAACAGAAAACCAGCCCACAAAACGUGACUAUUAGUGCAGGGUGGUUUGUAUGUUCCCUGGUUUAGGUAGCAUAGAAAUGCAUUACUUCAUCGUACUUUUUUUUUGUUCACGCCUCGUCUGGCGGUUGCAAUGUUCUUUCAGCCAUUGUUGAUGAAACGUUCGCAGAGAAUCUAUAUAUAUAUAUAUACAGACACACAUAUAGAUAUAUACAAACACAACAUAUAUACAUACAGAUAUUUAAAGACAAAGGUAUCAAAUUUUUCAGUGUAAUUUAUCUCGAAACAUAUGCAAAACGAUAUUAAACGCAAAAUGAACGCUGUCGAGUGCAGCGUGACAACGGUUCAGGUGGCGAGUAACGCAGGUGUAACGAUCGUAUUCGGUGGUGGUAGAAAAGGACACUUUCGAUGCAUGUAGUGGUGCUCCGAAAUAAUUCAUUGCGAGCAUUUAGCGAGAUAAAUAGCGUUUCACCAACGUAUUCGCUGUGGGACGAAUUUGGGAUUUCGUGUCGGUAUUCAUACACUGCAGAAACAGACAUUAGAGCAAUCACACCAAGCGGGGGGAUAACGCAGUAGGACAUUAUUGAAAUGGCUAUAGAAGCGACAGGGAAAAUAGAACCGUGUUAUAGGGGAAACAUACAGUGCCGGGAAGAAAUAGGUGCAACAGGUGUAAGUGGAAAACAAAAAGAUUAAAAACAAAAAUCUACUCUGUACAGAAGAGAAAAAUAUAUAAUAUCGUUACAACCAAAA